Messenger RNA from Anguilla rostrata (American eel), 1744 nucleotides. RefSeq names its product O-6-methylguanine-DNA methyltransferase (gene mgmt). The coding region runs from base 119 to 682 and encodes 187 amino acids. The record is from RefSeq and is a predicted model, not a curated record. The transcript has 6 exons. NCBI's taxonomy places the organism in Eukaryota, Metazoa, Chordata, Actinopteri, Anguilliformes, Anguillidae. Gene Ontology annotation, cellular component: nucleus. Gene Ontology annotation, biological process: DNA repair. Gene Ontology annotation, molecular function: methylated-DNA-[protein]-cysteine S-methyltransferase activity.
UUUCUCCAUGCGGUAGAACACGGAACGCACAACAGGAAGGUAACUACGCACUUUCUUGACUGGAGAUUCAAUGCCAGCAGUGUUGGAUGUCGCACAUGGUGCAAUUCUCUAAGCAACCAUGGAAUCCGGACUCAGGGAGAAAGGCGGAGAGUGCGGGAUGACUGCGGUCACGCUGCGAAGCCCCCUGGGAAGGAUCCGAGUGGCGGGAUGCGAACUCGGCGUGCACGGCAUCCAGAUCCUGACGGAAGGCCCGCCCGCCAAAAGAGCUAGUGAUGGCCCAUUGGCCCGUGUGAUGUGCGAGAGCCUCGAGGAGGUGACCACCCCUGUGCGCGAGGCUGCUGAUUGGCUGAUGGCUUACUUUGACGACCCACGGACUGUGGACAAACUGCCCUUCCCAGUUUUCCACCAUCCUCUCCUCCAGAAAGAAACAUUCACCAGUCGAGUCCUCCAGACCCUUGCCAGAGAGGUUAAAGUGGGAGAGACCGUAUCUUACAAACGCCUUGCUGAGAUGACUGGCAACAUUAACGCAGUGCAAGCAGUGGGCGGAGCCAUGAAGAGAAACCCGGUCCCUCUUCUGAUUCCGUGCCAUCGGGUGAUCACCAGCAGUGGGCAGAGCGGCAGCUACAUGGGCGGCAAGGGAAACCAUCUGAAAGAGUGGCUGCUCUCACACGAGAGACAGUAAGGAGCCAGACACACACACACACACACACACACACGUGAAUACACACUCACAUGCACACACACUCAGAAACACACACAUGCACACACACACACACACACAUCUGCACACGCGCACAUGCACACAUAAACGCACACACACACAAAAAAAAACUUGUCCAAAUUAAGUUUCAGCAUUCACCAAAACAAAUUUUAAAGUAUUUUCUGUUUUAAAAAAUUGCACUUGCAUUUAUUUCUUAAGACAAAAUUUGUCUUUAACAACAUUUAAUGUUGAUUGAAUCCAAGAUUACUUGCUUUUGUAUGAGGAGAGGAUCUUACAUUUUGUAAAACUUCAGUAAACGUGUCUUCGUUGUAUUUUCUACACGCUGUAAGCGGUUUUUUUUCUUUUGUUUUCCGUUGUUCGGCUCUAAAGCCUUUGAUCUGAAUGUUUAUUUUCGUCGUUUGCUGAGCACCACGCCCAGGCUUUUCUUUAAUUGUGUUGUGGAAGUUUUCGUUGGAACUGGUUAAUUCGUUCCUUCGAGAUCCCAGAGGGGCAUAUUAUCGUACCAAAUCAUAGCAUAUUACACACAACAGACAGCCUGACUGUAUGAGCUCUUAGAUAGAAAGGCAAGAGCAGGAAAUGACAAAUGAUCAUUUACCGGUUUAUGAAAGAUGCGUGGUUACAGUUUGUAGCAUAUGAUGGCUCAUAUGUGAUAUACCUGUAUGAAAAGAUCGUAAGAGCUGAGUGGUGGCUUAGUGUGUGUGCAUUAUUAUGGGAUAGUUAACUGGUUUAAUAUAGAAAUCCCAUUGAAGUUUGAAUGCUGGGUCUUCAUGAAGCAUUCCUCCCAUCUCUGUUAUAAGGUUUAUUUAACAAUCUGCUAUUGUUUUCCUUGUGCCCAGUAGUACUUAUUUUCCUCUUAAUUCAUGGGCAAGCUGUUUUUGUCAGCUUAUAUUUAGAGAGAAUGUUUCCUGGCACUUGGUCCAAUGUUUGUGUUCUUACAUUGUUAUUCGUAACCAAAAAGCACUUUUUUUUCUAGUCAUUGUGAAAACUCAGACAAAUCAUUUGCAAUAAAACAAAUACAUUUAA